Messenger RNA from Paraphaeosphaeria sporulosa, 729 nucleotides. RefSeq lists its product as uncharacterized. The coding region runs from base 193 to 666 and encodes 157 amino acids. Lineage: Eukaryota; Fungi; Ascomycota; Dothideomycetes; Pleosporales; Didymosphaeriaceae. The record is from RefSeq and is a predicted model, not a curated record. The transcript has a single exon.
CCGAUGCUAUGCAAAUGUGCCCUACAGGUGGUAUACUGAGCUCUACGCUAGGUAGUUCGGCCCUCCGGAACAAUCAAUCCUCUUGCACACCCCAGGUAUUUAGGUCUCUUCAAGUAGGUAGGCGACCGGUAGCUUUGAGAGCCAGUCUCCUAGCCUGCAUCCACUUCAGUCAUCGCUCGUCCAAAAGCCAAGAUGCCUUUGCUCUCCAAGCCCGUCAACGCGCUCGUUGUUCUUCUGUCGGCCCUCGGCGUCGUCAAUGCUGCUCCUGUCCCUACUCCGAACGAGGCAGUACCGGUUCCCAACCCCAAGGAUAUCCCAGAAGGCGUCCACUACUGGCCAAUCGACGAUGCCGAGGCAGACCGCCUGUCCAAGCUGUUGAACAUUGACUUCCGCUCCCUCAACAUCCUGGGCACCUUUGUCAAGGCUCCGAAGGCAACAUGCGAGGGCUGUGGUAAGCGAAGUGGUCUUGAGGACUUCGUUGACAACGUAAGUCAGCCCGUCAUGAGAUCGAUAUGGGUAUCUAAGGCGGCAUGUAGGCACUCAAGGCCAACAUUCACACUCGAGAAUGGAUGGUCGACGUGCUCAAGAAAGGUGGCCACAACGCCAGUCCAGCGCACGAUCUCCAGUGCGCCAACUGCGAGACCAAGUUUGAGCGUAGGGAUCUAGAGGACGUAGCGAAGCGUGAUGAUCCAGGCUUCCAGUGGGCAUCAAACUUCAACUGGAUCUUCG